GUCGAACACGUCCAAACUCAGCGCUUGAUACAUUUAUUGUCAGUGCUUCCAGUUACCAUCCAGCUGUGCAUAGGACUUUGAGGAUGAAGUCCGGGGCACACUUCGUCCUGGCCUUCGCCUUGACCGUGGCUGCUGCGAGCCCACCAGUGAAAGUGACUCUAAAAUCUUCUUGGGAAGCAUCUCCACUGCUGCUCGAAAUAAUAGAAACGGUCGCCUCCGAAAAUGCGGACGCUUUCUUCCCCUUCCUCGACCGCGUCACCGACCCAGCCGCCCUCUCCAAGACACCGCUUCCCGAGGAGGCGGUACACCAAUACGCACUCCAGGUAGCCGCGACGAAUGGAUUCCUCUCCGCGCCCGGGGCACUUGCCCUCGUGGAGAUGAACCUCGGAUUGCACACCGCGACGCCGAAGCUGCAGGCGUUCUACAACGCGUAUCCGCGCGAGCGGGAUCCCGGAUGUGGAUCGUGGGUGGACUGGUACGGCCAGGCUGUGUGCGACGUCGCGCAGCUCACCCAGCUUGCGGGUGUCGACACCAUUGGGUCCGCGGACACGACGUUCACGCGACCGAAGCUGUUGGCAUUCGACCACGUAUAUCCACCGCCCGCGCGGACGCUCGACACUCCUCCUCGCACAGCUAUUCUCUACGCAUCUCUCGACUCCGCCAACUUCCGUGAACUGCACUCGUAUCUGUAUGCGCUGGCCGAUAGACCAGUGCAUCCAGUGGAAUACGUGUUCCGUCCGAUUCCAGGACCGAGUACUGGCUCGCGCAACUUUCUUUCUGGCUAUGGAGUGGCUCUCGACCUGAAGAAGAUGGACUAUCUGGCUGUGGAUGACAGGCAACAAUCGUCAGGCUCCGCUGCUCGCGAGAACACUCCUGAAGAGGCUGUCGUUGUCGAUCCUGUCAUGGCUCUGAUCGACUCCUACCCUGAGCCGGAGACUCCUGCAACCGAGAUGACUGCAGCAGCCUUGGCCGCUCUCGGCUUCCAAGCCACACAACUGAUUGCGGAUUCGGACGACCCGCUUGUGACGAUGGGCCAGCUCGCUCAAAACUUCCCCAAAUACAUGGUACCGCUUUCACGCAAGGUUGUCGUCAACUCGAGCCUCCAAGAGGAGGUCCACGCCAACCAGCUCAAAGCCCAGGCGGGUGUCAAUGCGUUCUGGGUCAACGGAGCGUCGCUCACGGAGAAGGACAUCAAUCCGCUCGGCUUGCUCCGCUUCGUCAGAAAGGAGCGCACGGUUUUGACUUCGCUAACGGCCCUCGGUCUGUCGCGGAUGGAGGCGAUUGAUCUGGUCGCACAUCCUUCCGGGAGCAGCAGCGAAAGCGCCGCCGUUAUGGACAAUCUCUUCGAUGCCAGCGACCGCCCCGAGGGAGCGAGCCGGUAUGCGGGGUGGUCGGCGAACAUCCAGACUCUUCUCCGCCCGCUGUAUCCUGGCCAGUUCCACCAGAUCAAACUGAACAUGUUCAACAUCGUGCUCGUGCUGGAUCUGUCGUCGCCGGCCAGUCUCAACAUGAUCACGGGCGCGGUGGCCAACGUCGUCAGCCGCAGCUUCCCUCUGCGGUUCGGCAUCGUGCCCAUCACCGAGACAGAGGACGGCAAGAAGAUGGCCAAGUUGUUCUACCAUGGUGUGAAGAACUAUGGCCGGAAGCGGACGAUGAGUUUCCUGACCUCGGUCAUGAAUUCGAUCACGGACGGCAAGCUCGAUUGGGAUGCCAUCAGAUUUGCGUUUUCGACCGAACUGCUGCUCAAUGAUCCCCAGGACGCCGAGGCAGCGAAGCCUGUGGACUUUGAUGCCGUUCUCGCAGAGGACAGCCCUGAAACGAUGGUGGUGGCCAAAGGGCGCAGCUAUACCGAGCGGCUUGGCGCAACACUCGCUGCUUCAAGCAAGGGACAACAGUUUCGUCAAUGGGAAGCACCUCGACGGAUUCUGGCGAGGGAUGCAGAUGGAGAUAGCACCCCAGACCCAGCACUUGCAGGAGGAACUUUACAACGGCAAGAUCACGGAGGAAACCGCCCAGCACAUCUCGACGUACUUCUACGACCAGCCCACCACCAGCCUCCGGAGAAACAAAUAUAUCUUCCCAGAGACUGCGGUCAGGAUAUUCAACCUCCCCGACACGUUCAGACGCACAGGGUUCAAGACCUGCCUGGAUCUUUUGUUUAUCCUGCGGAGACGGAAAUGCUCCCGCUGACCGUCUAUGUCGUCGCGGAUCUGGACAGCGAAGGUGGACUGGAUCUGGUCAAGGAGGCACUGCAGUCGUUCGACGAGAACUCCAAGAUGCGACUCUCCUUCAUCCACAAUCCAAGUACAGUCGAGUUGGAUCCUUCGGCAACCCCAGCCAAGCUUCUGCAGGCAUUGGAGCCCGGCUUGGUGAUUCAGAGCGACGGAACUCAGACUGCCGACGAACUCACCAGCGGAGCUGACUUCUCCUGGGACGAAUCUCAGACUGACCUGAGGCAUAAGAUUGUUGGGCCUAUUGCUUCCAAGGACUUCUCCGCGGCCGAUUUCAGAGCAUUGGAGACAUUCGAGCUGCGGAAACGAGCUGAGCCAGUGAUCGUGGCUUUGGAGACCAUCAAGCCUGAUCUCAGAGAACUGGAUCGUGCGACCUCGGCUGCACUGAUAUCUGCCUUGUGUCCAUCGUCGCCGCAUUGGAGGCACCAGAACCCGGAGGCGGAGGGAUCUUCGAUCCUCCUAAACGUCCGAGACAACGCAGCUAUCAGCUGCUGGAUGACCGAUACUCGACUUUCCAAUCCCAUCAGCGAGACUGCCCAAAAUGGGCCGGUCUACUCG
Mycena citricolor is the source of this 2789-nucleotide messenger RNA. The record is from the annotation of a GenBank genome assembly. NCBI's taxonomy places the organism in Eukaryota, Fungi, Basidiomycota, Agaricomycetes, Agaricales, Mycenaceae.